UUAUUGUUCCCGUCGGGGCGACGAGGAUGUCGGUGAAUUACGCGGCGGGGUUGUCGCCGUACGCGGACAAGGGCAAGUGCGGCCUUCCCGAGAUCUUUGACCCCCCAGACGAGUUGGAGCGGAAGGUGUGGGAGCUGGCACAGCUGGUCUGGCAGUCCUCCAACGUGGUGUUCCACACGGGCGCAGGCAUCAGCACCGCCUCGGGCAUCCCUGACUUCAGGGGUCCCCAUGGCGUCUGGACAAUGGAGGAGCGGGGCCUGGCCCCCAGGUUCGACACGACCUUCGAGAUGGCCCGGCCCACUCAGACGCACAUGGCGCUGGUGCAGCUGGAGCGCGUGGGCCUCCUGCGCUUCCUGGUCAGCCAGAACGUGGACGGGCUCCACGUGCGCUCCGGCUUCCCCAGGGACAAGCUGGCAGAGCUGCACGGGAACAUGUUUGUAGAAGAAUGUGUCAAGUGUAAGACGCAGUACGUCCGGGACACCGUCGUGGGCAGCAUGGGCCUCAAGGCCACGGGCCGGCUGUGCACCGUGGCCAAGGCCAGGGGGCUGCGGGCCUGCAGGGGGGAGCUGAGAGACACCAUCCUCGACUGGGAAGAUGCUCUGCCCGACAGGGACCUCACUCUCGCCGACGAGGCCAGCAGGCACGCCGACCUGUCCAUCACGCUGGGCACCUCCCUGCAAAUCCGGCCGAGCGGGAACCUGCCGCUCGCCACCAAGCGCCGCGGGGGCCGGCUGGUCAUCGUCAACCUGCAGCCCACCAAGCACGACCGCCACGCCGACCUGCGCAUCCACGGCUACGUAGACGAGGUCAUGACGCGGCUCAUGAAGCACCUGGGCCUGGAGAUCCCGGCCUGGGACGGCCCCCGCGUGCUGGAGAGGGCGCUGCCACCCCUGCCCCGGCCGCCCGCCCCCCAGCUCCGGCCCAAGGACGAGCCCCCCGCCCAGCCCAACGGCUCCGGGCCCGCCAGCCCCAAAAGGGAGCGGCCGGACAGCCCCGCCCCCAGCACGCCCCCCAAAAGGGUGAAGGCCGAGGCGGUGCCCAGCUGACCAGGGGGCCCGGGGAGGGUGGGGCUUUUUGUAGGAACCGUGGAUUCGUUUUUUCGUACCCGUCUCACUUUGUCACCUGUCUCUGUCCUCGGAGGGGAGACCUCAGGGCCCUGAGAGCUGGGCUCCAUUUGGCCCCGGGGCCCUUCCUUUUAGCUCCAGGGGCCUCUGGUGGGGACCCGGGAAGGAACAUUCCUACCCUGGACCCCGACCUUGGAACUGACGCCCCGGCCCCUGACUCAGGAUGUCCUGGGAGGUGUGGCCAGGCCCUGCCUGGUUUCCAGCCUGACCAGAAUUAACUCUCCGCCCCUGGGGCCCUCAGACCCCCCAGCCCCUGCUCCCCAAAACCGCCUUCAGAGUCCUUCCAGCAGGGAAGGGAGGCACAGCCCCCAUUUCAGAGCCAAACUGAACCGUGGGACAGACCAGAGAGGCUGGCACUGCCUUUGGGGCUGGAGGGAGAAAGAGGUGGGUCCAUCUGGCUCCCUCCAGACUUCCAGAAAAGCCUUCAAUGCAAUAAAAGCAGAACUUCUCGCAUCUGA
Messenger RNA from Equus quagga, 1582 nucleotides. RefSeq names its product sirtuin 6 (gene SIRT6). The record is from RefSeq and is a predicted model, not a curated record. Lineage: Eukaryota; Metazoa; Chordata; Mammalia; Perissodactyla; Equidae. Gene Ontology annotation, molecular function: NAD+ binding. The transcript has 8 exons. The coding region runs from base 27 to 1046 and encodes 339 amino acids.